Molecule: messenger RNA, 1377 nt
Organism: Fusarium keratoplasticum
Lineage: Eukaryota; Fungi; Ascomycota; Sordariomycetes; Hypocreales; Nectriaceae
Exons: 4
Coding region: 1-1377 (458 amino acids)
Cellular component (GO): fungal-type cell wall
Source: RefSeq, a predicted model, not a curated record
AUGAAGUUUACCACUCCAGUCCUGCUGGCCUCGGCUGGCGUGGCUUCGGCCUUGACGCAGCAGUGCACAGGCAAUGCCCUCAACGAGGGCGGCAACUUCUUCUGCGGCGCCGUCAAGCAGAUCCUGUAUGAAGGCUUUGCCGGCAGCGGAAGUUACAAGGCCGUCACCAGCAUGGGAAACAACAAACAGUGUGAUACUGAGGAUGUCCCCUACAGUGGUCCUCUGGCGCCACUUGACGAGGGUCUCUCUGUCCACGUCCGUGGCCCCUUUAACCUCAAGGAGUUUGCCGUCUACCACCUCGGCUCUGACAACAAGAAGCGUGAUGUCGCUCCCUCUCCUCAUGUCCACGCCCGCCGUCACGGCCACCAACACUUCCACGAGCAGCGCAAGAAGAAGCGUGCCGAGUGGAUCACUGCCACCAUUGACGGCCAGGUUGUCUCCUGGGAGAAUAACUACUUCGGCCCUGCUACACAGGCUGCCCCUGCCCCUGCUGCUGCCGCUCCUACUCAGGCUGCCCCAGAGCCCGCCGCUCCCAAGGCUGAAGCUGAGAAGGAGGUCGCCCCAGCAAAGAACAGCGCCAAGACCUCGAUCAAGGCGCCCGCGACCAACGGCGGCAGCCAAUCCAAGCCCAAGAAGACCAAGACUACUGCUGCUGCUGGAGGUGCCUGGGCACGUACCUCUUACUACAACGCCGAGCAGCAAGCUGCCGACAACAUUGUCUUUCUCGGCAACUAUGGUGGUGAUGGCUCUGGAGUCUUUGACGAGACUUGGGGCAACUCCCUUUCUUACCUCAACGCUAACGGAAACGGCGGCUCUUCUUCUCCCAAGGUGCUGAAGGAUGUCUAUAUCCCCUCUAACAAGGAGUUUUCCAUCUGGACCGCCGAGAAAUGCGAUGAGAGCUGUGGUUACUCCCGAGCCCCUGAUGUGGCUUACAAGGGCUUCUCUGGAGGCAGCAAGAUCUUCCUCUUCCACUUUAACAUGCCCAUGGACGGCGACCGCGGCUUCAACGGCGACAUGCCCGCCCUCUGGGCCCUCAACGGCCGCAUCCCCCGCACCGGCCAGUACAGCUCCUGCAGCUGCUGGACCACCGGCUGUGGUGAGGCUGAUAUUUAUGAGGUUCUCGCCUCGGGUGACACCAAGUGCAAGUCGACUUUCCACCUUGCCAAGGGCGCCGGCAGCUCUGAUUACUUUGACCGCCCUGUCGAUAGCUUCAUCCGAGUUGCCACCAUCUUUGACGAGCGCUCCUCGAGCGUCGCCAUCAAGAGGGUCCCUGAUGACUUUGACUUUUCCGAGUCGCUGAGCGAGGAUGUCGUUGCUGGCUGGCUUGAUGGAUUUGCUGCUGGCGGAAAGGGCAGCAGCUUGUUCCAGGUGGCCUAG